Lacerta agilis (Sand lizard) is the source of this 705-nucleotide messenger RNA. Its product is annotated as fucolectin-1-like. The transcript has 3 exons. The record is from RefSeq and is a predicted model, not a curated record. Lineage: Eukaryota; Metazoa; Chordata; Lepidosauria; Squamata; Lacertidae. Bases 1 to 525 code for a protein of 174 amino acids.
AUGCUCAACUUCAGGACCCUGCUGCUGGCCCUGGCACUCCUGGUAGAGACAGGACAGUCCCAGAGCUACAAAUCAAGAUAUGCAGUAUUGAACUUGGCCAAAGGAAGACGAGCUUAUCAGUCCUCCACAUACCCACGUGGAUCGGCAGACAAAGCUGUGGAUGGGAUCUAUUCUGGGGACUUCCACCAGGGCUCCUGCGCCCACACCAAUGAUGAGAACAACCCCUGGUGGCUUGUGGAUUUGGAAUCUGAGUAUGCCAUCGCAGCUGUGUUGGUGAAAAACCGCGCCGACUGCUGCAGCGAAAGGCUCCUGGGAGCUGAGGUCCGUGUGGGGAACACCAUUUUUGACCACGGCAAAUCCAACGCUCUGUGCGGGACCAUCACAGACGUCACACCGGGCUCCGUCAGUAGCUUCAACUGCCACUGGUUCAGGGGCCGCUAUGUGAGCAUCCACAUUCCUCGCCACAUUCCUCUGACACUGUGUGAAGUGGAUGUCUACGGAGCUGUACCAGAAGAGAUGCGUUAGGGAUCACCAGCAGCCUCUGUGUUCAGGGUGUGUGGCUGUCAAAGACCAAGGAUGCGUCAAUCAACGCCAUAGCCCUCCUUGCAGCAAGCCCCCUCUCUCUACUUCUCCAGCAGCUUGUCAGGGCCCUGAGAACCAGCAAGGGCUGUGCUUUCGCUCCUGCCACAAAGCCUAGACCAGGCA